UUUACAAAUAGCAAACUUCCUCCGCCACCAUUCUUCAAUACUUCAGAUUCAGCAUCUUGUAUAUCAGGGAUUUGAAGUCAAAGCAAACGAUCAAUUUGGAGCGUAAAAGAUACGCAGAUGAAGCCAAUUAGGCUUCCGGAACCGCCGGGUAGUCCACCGAGAGGCGUACCGGACAUCUUUGAAGGCGGGGUUUACGGUGUUGUCAAGCGGGCUGUUAUUAUCGGUAACGGUUUCCCGGCGUCGGAGAAUCAGAGCAUUGGUUUAGUUAGAGCCCUUGGAUUGUCGGAAAAACAAACUCUAUAUCGUGUUACUAGGCCAAGUGGAGGAAUCAAUGAAUAUCUACACUGGCUUCCAGUUUCUGUCCAUAAACAGAUAUAUUACAUCAUCAGACUGAUUUACAGCUAUUCACAAGUUCUAUUUACAACUAAAGGGAGUAAAGUCAAAUCUUUGACCUCAGAAAAUGGUGGAAAUGUAGGCUUAUCAUCUAUACUUGAAGCUGAUGUUAAGUCAAUAGUAACAAUGGCAAGAGGAACUGCUGACAAGGAUGGGCCUUUAUUGGUGGUUGCAUGUGGUAGAGACACCAUAUCAAUUGCUAGCUCUAUAAAAAGAUUAGCAUCUGAAAAUGUGUUUGUUGUUCAGAUUCAACAUCCAAGAAGACAAGUGAGUAGGUUUGACUUGGUGGUUGCUCCUCAACAUGAUUAUUACGCUCUUACCCCUCAUGCACAAGAGCAGGUUCCUAAGUUUCUUCGCAAGUAUAUGACUCCUGAUGAGCCCCCUACUAAGAAUGUGGUACUUACAUUGGGUUCACUGCAUCAAGUUGAUUCUGCUGCACUUCGCAGUGCAGCUAUUGCUUGGCAUGAUGAGUUUGCACCUUUACCAAAACCCUUAAUCGUGGUCAACAUUGGGGGGCCCACAAGCCGAUGUAGAUAUAGUACAGACCUUGCAAAGCAGUUAACUACCUAUUUGAAGGGUGUUCUUGAUACCUGUGGGAGUGUAAGAAUUUCUUUUUCAAGAAGAACUCCAGAUAAGAUUGCAACUUAUGUGAGAAAAGAACUCGCAGAAUUUCCAAAAAUCUAUAUAUGGGAUAACGAAGAACCAAAUCCACACAUGGGACAUUUAGCAUGGGCAGAUGCCUUCAUUGUCUCAGCAGAUUCAAUCAGCAUGUUGAGUGAAGCCUGCAGCACUGGAAAACCUGUAUAUGUGAUUGGAGCUGAGCGAUGUAAAUGGAAAUUUGGAGAAUUUCAUAAAACAUUAAAAGAAAGAGGUCUUGUUAGGCCAUUUACAGGUCUAGAGGAUAUGUCGGAAAGCUGGAGUUACCCGCCUUUAAAUGACACUGCAGAGGCUGCAAAUCGAGUACAUGAAGCGCUUGCUGAAAGGGGAUGGAGAUUAAGGCCGUAAGAUUUUUGUCUGAAAUUACUUUUUUGCCCUUUUCCCAUGGUUUGUGGGGGAUUAUAGAUACAUACAUAUAGUUUUUGAUACGGACAAGGAGGUUUGUGUGUAUAAACCGGCAUUUAUAUUUUAUAGCUUUAGUGUGAAAAGAAAACCUUGAGGGACAGAUUGGUCAUUUAUGUUCAUUGUGAAAUGGGAGUUAAUAAAAGAUGCUAUCAUUCAAACAAUUUGUGAAAUGAAAACCUCGAGGGAGAGAAGAUUGACAUA
Messenger RNA from Lactuca sativa (garden lettuce), 1656 nucleotides. It is a transcript of the gene ELM1, whose product is annotated as fission ELM1-like protein (DUF1022). Gene Ontology annotation, biological process: mitochondrial fission. The record is from RefSeq and is a predicted model, not a curated record. Gene Ontology annotation, cellular component: mitochondrial outer membrane. NCBI's taxonomy places the organism in Eukaryota, Viridiplantae, Streptophyta, Magnoliopsida, Asterales, Asteraceae.